Onychomys torridus (southern grasshopper mouse) is the source of this 6358-nucleotide messenger RNA. Its product is annotated as mucin-3A-like. The transcript is spliced from 4 exons. Bases 491 to 6358 code for a protein of 1955 amino acids. Lineage: Eukaryota; Metazoa; Chordata; Mammalia; Rodentia; Cricetidae. The record is from RefSeq and is a predicted model, not a curated record.
GGAUCGUGAGCAUCGCAGAGGGGACUGAAGGGCGAGCCAGGACUCCUGUAUUCCCGGAGCUCCGGAGAUCCCUGCUGCAAAGGCAGGGGUGCUAUUUUGGGGGCAACAGCUGCUGUAGUUCCGGCAUCUCCAGCCAAGAGAUCAAAAUUCCCCGGGUCGGAACUACCCCUCCGGGCGUUCACCCAUCACCCAGCCAGCCUUAGUCGCCUGGAUCUGGGGAUAGUGGCGUUGUGGAGAUUAAUCAGGAAACCCGAGUGGGGCUAAUUAUAACUCGGGGCUUCCGCUGAGCCUCCCUUUAGAAAAAAAAAAAAGAAAAAGAAAAAGAAAGAAAAUAGAGGCGGAAUCUCCGCAGGAGGGGGUCCUGGAGCUGGCAAGGGGCUCAGCUGGGUAGGGACGUUGGGGUCGCGGCCCUCGGGAUGGGGGGUGGUGCAGUCGGGAUGUCAGUAACCUGCGCAGUUUGGGCUCCGCCCCAAACAGGGGGCGUCUUCCAAUGUCCCCAGACUUGGAGGAGAGUGGGGAAUGGGCCUUCAGGGGGUCCCUGCAGGAAGAGAACGCAGAGGCAGCGGCCGGCCCAGAGAGCAUCAUCAGAGGAAUGCCAUCCACGGCCACAGCCACCUCUAGCUCACACCCGCCUGGUGUGGAAGCAGCCCACACUGCUCUUGACAGUCCUCUGCGUGCUGGAGGUGUACCUCAGUGGCUUCUCAGUCCCCAGCAGCCCCCUUAUCCAGCUGCUGACAGCGGGGAGCACACACCCAGGACUGCCCACAUACCCAGUGGCUUUAAGUCCAUUUAUGAGUCACUGCUCAGAUCCCCAAUCAGUCCUGACACCGUGACAGCCCCGAUGUCCAAGCUUGUCAUCAAGGUGGAGACCAGUCCUCCCACUCUCUUGGCCUACAUGCCCACCACCGAGUGCAUCCCCACCUCUGGCUUCAUCAUCACCACCACCCACCCCACCACCACCUGUGCAACCAUGACCUCUGUGCCCCUCACCAAGUCUUAUACCACCACUCCCAAGAUUGACAAGCCGGUGACAACAAUGACAUCUGUGACCUCUGUUAGGAAAGUGACCUCAUCCACGACCUCUGCUUCCACUGUUACCAAUGUGGGGGACCCAACCCCAGAAAUGUCCCCACCUUCUUCCUCUGGCUCAACCAUACACGCAACCCAAGAUACUCUGACCUCUUCUAUCACAGAAACCACAGAGACGAUCACCAUGACCCUGACAGGUGUGCGUACAACACUGUCCCUCACUCCGGGAGUUACUUAUCUGUCUGCUACGGGUCCUUCUCUGAUUCCUACAAAAACCUCCUUAACAACAGUAACUGAUAACAUUGCCCCACCCAGCGCCAGUGCCUUGACCACCACAGGCAUUAUUACCCAACCAUUUCCUACUGCAAGCAAUUCUCUCGAAACAGAAACUUCCUCCACCCAUUCCCCGGGCUCGGCCAAUACAUCAACACCUUUUGCUUCUGUUGCUAUGGAAACAACCACUCCUGUGGGUGAGCCGUCCUCGGGGAGGACAAUAACGAGCUCUGGGGAAAUCACACGUAAACCUAUGAGUGACACUCCGAGAGAAACUGUCAGCACAGCAUCUUUACACCCAACCAUGUCACCCACCGGCAAGGGGAUGAUUUCGACAUCUGACAUGGCUUCCUCAAUGGCCACCAGAAUUGUAACGUCACUACCAAGUACGGUUCUGCCUUCUAAACCUUCUGAUAUGGACUCCACCUUUAGAACGCCCGCACCUGGGAUGAUCUCAAUGUCCACUCCCUCAGGUCUUGGGAUGACUUCCCAAAGCACACACACACCAUCCGUACAUGGUCCAGAGAUCUCUACCACAACAUCAGCAGCUUCCAGCCACAUGCCUGCAGGCACAACAGGUUCUAGUAUGUCAGCACCAAGUGUGACACUCAUGUCUGAAACCCUGUCACCUAGUAAAGGCAUCCACACCUUUAGGAGCACAAGUCUUACCACGUCAUCUAUGGGUGACACUGUUCCAUGGGGCACCGUGACAGACGCCACCUCAACCCAUAAAGCUUCUAGUAUGUCAGCAACACACACCAGUAUCAUCGAGUCAUACCCCACCACGAAGAACAGUGAUGCACUUACGAACAAAUCUUAUCCCACUACUUCCAGUAUGGUGACUACCCUUCCAAAUACUGAAGGUACUGGAAAUACCACAGGUGCCCUAGAGACAAGUAUUCCAAUCACGUCUCCAUUCUCUUCCUCCAUCUUCACCAGCAGUGCUGGGUCCGCACAGACGGACAGUGUGUCAUCAGCUCCAACCAUCACCCAUACACUCCACAGGACAGAAGACUCUGCCCCAACACCCACAGCCCCCACAUCUACAGAGCCACCUCCUCCUCCAUCAGCAGUGACUGCCGAAGGCCAGCCCCCCUCCCCCGCCUCUGCUGCCACAUUUACUGGAGACACCACACUGAAUCCCACCACAGACCUUCCUACAGAUUCUCUCCUGACGGAAAUCACCACAACUCCACCGAUCACUUCUUCGGGUGCUCCCACGGAUGCGUGGCUUUCUGGGAUAUCCAGCAUCUCCCCUCCCAUGAGCACCACCGUGUUCACAUCACCCACAAGUAGGAUUCUUUCCUCUACAUCUGCCCCAAGCACGCAGUCUGUCACCACCGGCAUGACACACACCACCCCUUUAUCUACCAUAAGGACCGCACUUCCGGCUACCGAUGCCACAUCUCCAGCGGUGUCUGCAGUCAACUCUCCCAGCCUUCCAAGUACCGCUGUUGGAGACUCCACAUCAGAUAUCACCUCUCCUACAGCUACCACACAUGCUCUGAUGCCUGACCCCUCUGUCAUGCCCACCUGGACCUCUUGGCCCACCUCAGAAACAGCCAGAACUGCUACCACACACUUGGUCCCCACAGCUCCCCUGGCAUCUUCUCCCAGCAGCCCUAGCCCCACAACCUCAGACGCUUACUCCACUCAGAGAGCAUCUGCAGCCUCCUCACAUCCCAACACCCCUGGUGCUGUGGAGACACUCCUGUCUACAACACUGUCUUCUGGUACAGGCAGCGCCACGGUUGCAGCCACGGCUCUCCAUUCCUCAUCUACAGGCUACAGUGGUUCCUCUGCUAUGGCACUCACCACCUCCACCCCUGCAGAUUCCAGUACGUCCACAAUGCACACCACUAUGACCCCAUCUCCCCUUUUCGUCAAUAACACAGAAGUAACAAGGCCAAUGAGAACACCCCAUACUACCACCCCACCUGUAGCAGCUACUUCUAUAAACACUGGAAACACCCCAACACCGUCUCUUGCUGCCAACGCUCCUGCCACAUCUACAUUCCUCACCUCGGUGGCCGAUGUCAGUUCUGGGAACACCAGAAGUACACCUUCCACUCCCAGCAUCCCUCAGACUCUCCACAUGACAGCCGAGUCCACCCCAACACCCACCAGCAGCACCACAUCUACAGAAACACCGUUAACUACUGCCACCCUGGUUCCUACCACAGACCUUCCUACGGAUACUCUCAGCACAGAUAUCACAGCCACUUCCCAGAUCACGUCGGCGGUCACACCCUCAGAUCCACUGACUUUCGGGACAGCAAGCGUCUACCCACCGGCGAGCACCCAUGUGCUGACUUCACCCACCACUACUGCUGUCUCCUCUGUGUCUGUCUCAAGCUCGCAGCCAAUCGCCACUGACGUCACACACACAGCUCCUUUAGCCAGCUUGGAGACCGCAUCCCCAACUACCAAAGUCUUGUCUACAGGCACCUCUCAGGUCGCCUCCUUCAGUUCUUCCACCAAUGCCGUGACAUUGUUGACAUCAGGGAGCUCCUCUACUUCCUCCAUCACAGACGCACUAGCCCCGGCCAUGUCUGUCCUUUCCACCUGGCCUUCAUUACCCACCUCAGAAGCAGUCAGGACUUCUUCCACACCCUUAGUCACCAUGGCUGCCCAGACCUCAUCUCUUGUCGCUCACAGCUCCACAGCCUCCAACAUCUACUCCACAGAUAGGAUCUCCACAACGCCGACCACGUCUGGUGUGACAGACACAGUUACACCCACAGCCCUGGCUUCACCCACUAUGGACGUCUCUACCACAUCAGUUUCAGCUCUCAACACCUCUCCUACGAGCAACACUGUCCCAGUGGUCACAACAGACAUCACUGCAACCCAUGAAGGUGGUUCUACAUCACUACCCCACUCCACUCUCAUCCCAUCUUUCUCCAGCCCGAAGAGCCCAGAAACAAUGACAUCUGUCCCAAUGAGUCAUGUCACAUCCAGCAGGACAGCUACACUCCCAAUCACCGGUAACAACACAAGUCCCUUUGCCACAAGCCUUCCAGUCACAUCAGCUUCUUCCUCAUCCACCUCUGCCAGCAAGACUGGGACCAUCCAGACAGCUGGUGAGCCCUCAGCUCCAGCCUUCCCCCAUUCUCCCCACACAACAGUUGAAUCCGCCCCAACACCCAUGACCACCAACCCAUUCACAACAACCACGUCCACAGAGCCACCCUCUACUACUGCAUCAGGGACUAGAACCUUCUUCAGCACCGUUGUGACGUCCACUGGAGAAGCCACAAUGACUUCCAUCACAGACCUUUCCACACCAUCUCCGAUGUCAGAAAUGACAACCACAGCCUCCAUCAGCUCUUCAUUUACCCCCUUAGAUACCUUGACUUCUGGGAGACUCACGACCUCUCCUUCACGGACCACCUAUGCGUUGCCUUCAGACACAAGUAGGCUCCUGUCCUCAGCAUUUGUUCCAAGCACACAGCCUGUCACUACUGGCAGCGUGGACACUCCCCCAUCAUCUACUUUGGUGACAACACUCCCAACUGCCGAUGCUGCACCUCUAACCUCAUCUCUAGUCUCUUUCCCCAGCUCUCCAACUAGGUCCGUUACAGAGUCCAUGCUCGAUUUCACAUCUCUGGCCUUCACCACACACACAUCUUCCGCUGACACCUCCUCAACCACCAGGUCCUCUCAGCUCACUUCUGAAACAGACAAGACAGCUGCCACACACACGGCCACCUUGGCUACUCUGACCCGCUCCCUCAGACCUCCCAUCAUCACAGCUUCAGAGAGCUACUGGACCGACAGGACAUCUGCCACCUCCUUACGUCCCGAACUCACAUCCACAGUCUCCUCCUCACCUAGCACACACCGCCACACCAUCACAGCCACAGCUCUCACCCCCUCCUCACCCAUGGGAAACACUGAGCACACCGUGGCGGGAGGUGCCUAUACCCACACCGUCUCCAGCGCUUCACCAACCCACACCGCUUUCAGCCCUCUUUCCUCCAUCACCCAGAACACAGAAACGCCGCGUGUCAGCACACACCACGCCAUUACCACCAUCAGGACCGCUAACCCCUCAAGUGCAGGAAACCCCGCCAGUCCACUUGCCACGAGGAUUCCAGCUACAUCAGCACCCUCCUUUUCCGUCUCUGCCAGCAGUGUGGGCACCACACAGAUGGGCAGUGUGCCGUCAGCCACAGUCACCGACCCCACACUCCACACAAGGGCUGAGUCCACCCCAACGCUCACUACCGCCACCACACUCACAGCCCCCACAUCUACAGAGCCACCCCCUCCUACUUCUGCCGUGACUGGAGCAGGUCAGCUCCCCUCCCCCACCCCCGCUGCCACAUCCACUGGAGAAAGCACAGUGAAUCCUGCCACAGGCCUUCUGACAGAAUCGCUCAUGACAGACAUGACCGUGACUUCCCCAACCACGUCUUCGGUCACUGCCAGGAAGAGAUCCAGAGUCAGAGAUGAGGAGGAGAGACUUGUAACUGCAAUGGUAGGGAAAGAGGAGGUCAUGGAUGUCAGUGUCUCCAGGUUAGCAGAAGUUGUAGGAUGUGAGAAGAUGGUAGCUGUAGAUAUACUGCCAGUGGAGUGCGUGUUUGAGUUGGAAGAAGUCGGAGGGGUUCUAGAGGGAGUCGGGGUGACUGUGGUGAUCAAGUCUGCGUUGGUGGUCACAGCUGUGUCCAAGAUGGGUGAAGAUGGCCGGGUCAUCGGCUGCCAAACCACAGGCCAGGCCAUUUCCUCUACACCUGCAGAUGUCUUCAGUAGCCUCUUAGCACCCCAAAGGCAGAAGGAGGCCCUAACACAGAUUUCCAGCCCUUUCACAGACCCUUCCCCUGGAAAGGGCAGCCAAACAUCUACAGCUCUACCCCCAAACCCCGGUACACCUGGCUGGUGUCACUCACCCGGAGCUGCUGAGGAGGUGGCGGAGGUGGGCGUCCAGAGCUGGAGAACCAGCAACAGGAUCCAGGUCACCAGCAUCUCCCAGGGAGAGGGCCCUGGCUGUAAGAGCUUCCCUCCUCAAGAGGUCCAAGAAGUGAGGGCACCAGCACCAAAGGAGCUCUUAUAA